UGAUAGAUAUGUAUCAAAUUAUCAAUCAGGUUGUAAAUAAAAACAUCUGAUCAAACAAAAACAAUGCCCACACUUAACAGUUUACACCACCAUUCAUAUUCAUAUAUACAUGCACCUUCCUCAUUGGUCUGUUCAUGAUCAUUACAAAACCCACACUCAAUUUUUCAUCCAUCCUUUUCUUUUCCAAUAUAUUCCAACCCUAUUUUUCUCAUGCAACAAACACGGUCUAACAUUGGAUUUAUAGAGAGAGAAGAAUAAGAAUACAAAGAAGAAAGAAGAAGAACAAACAAACAAGCUUUCCUUUUUACGUGCAGACAUGAAAAACAACCAAACCAAACCACCAAUACUCAAAUACUUCUUUCUCUCUCUCUUUCUCUUUCUCCCUUUCUUUCUUUUCUUAUUUUCUCUCAAACCCAAACACCACCAAAACACCACCACAGAAGCAACAUCCAAAACCGAAAUUCACAGCGCCGGAGACCUCAAAAUCAGACCCGGAUACGCCUCUUAUGAAUCGUACAUACAACGCCAACUCCACAAGACCCUUAACCCUAAACUCAGGCAAGUAUGGACAACAAGGGAUUGGGACAGAAAAAUCCAAGUCUUUGUUCAGUUCUUCCAAGAUUUGAAGCGAAAAGAGCUUCUGUUCAACGAGUCCAAAGCUCUUUCUAUUGGGGCCCGUGUCGGGCAAGAGGUGGAGGCUCUGAGACGUGUCGGCGUGUCCGACUCGGUUGGGAUCGACUUGGUGCCGUAUCCUCCGCUUGUGAUCAAAGGUGACUUUCACAACCAGCCGUUUGGGAACGAAACCUUCGACUUCGAGUUCUCCAACGUGUUCGAUCACGCGCUGUAUCCGGACAAGUUCGUUGGAGAGAUCGAACGGACGUUGAAGCCUAAUGGGGUCUGUGUUUUACACGUGGCCUUGUCUAGACGGUCCGAUAAGUACUCGGCUAACGAUUUGUAUAGCGUGAAACCAUUGGUGGAGAUGUUCAAGGUUUCGGAGGUUGUUCACGUACGAAAAGUUGACGGUUUCGGAUUGGAUACUGAGGUUGUCUUCAGGAAAAAAACAGUGAUCUAAUUGGCAUGAAUUUUUUUUUCUUCUUUUCAUUUCUUUUUUUAUUGUCAUUAAUUUACUCAAAAAUUUUGUCUUUUGGUUUUUUUUGGGUGAUGUAACCAAAUAUGAGUUUGUUUAUAAUAUGGGAUUUUUUUUUCUUUGCUAUAUAUAUGAGGUUUUUU
Molecule: messenger RNA, 1230 nt
Organism: Quercus robur (English oak)
Lineage: Eukaryota; Viridiplantae; Streptophyta; Magnoliopsida; Fagales; Fagaceae
Exons: 1
Coding region: 317-1072 (251 amino acids)
Molecular function (GO): S-adenosylmethionine-dependent methyltransferase activity
Source: RefSeq, a predicted model, not a curated record